Messenger RNA from Cornus florida, 3174 nucleotides. RefSeq lists its product as uncharacterized. The transcript is spliced from 37 exons. Bases 150 to 3140 code for a protein of 996 amino acids. Gene Ontology annotation, biological process: transmembrane transport; carbohydrate transport. The record is from RefSeq and is a predicted model, not a curated record. Gene Ontology annotation, cellular component: membrane. Gene Ontology annotation, molecular function: sugar transmembrane transporter activity. Lineage: Eukaryota; Viridiplantae; Streptophyta; Magnoliopsida; Cornales; Cornaceae.
GUGAGCAACCUCUUACAUGGUUCAUGGGUUUUUUAAUUUUUCAAAGUCAUUCUAUUUUUCUUCAACUUUAUUUUUUAUUUUUUAUAUAGCUUUUAAGCUAAUUAAUUUUUUGUGGGUUUUUAUUUUAUUUUAUUUAAUUGCUGUUAGAUAUGGACCCCAACAGAGAUGUAGAGAAGGUUGGUGAGAAGCAUGAGGAAUUAUCACAACCCCUCAUUGGGCAAAAGACAGAAGGAAAAGAAUUGCAGCUAUGGUUUGUUCUUCUCAGCACAUUUGUGGCUGUUUGUGGUUCUUUCUCGUUUGGGAAUUGUGUUGGAUACUCGUCACCUGUGCAGUACGCUUUAAUGGAUGAACUUCAACUAUCAUAUUCUCAGUACUCUGUUUUUGGAUCCAUAUUGAAUAUCGGUGCAAUGCUGGGUGCAAUCACAUGUGGUCGGACUGCAGAUAUUUUAGGUCGAAAAGGGGCAAUGAAGCUGUCAGCCAUUAUCUGCAUCAUAGGGUGGAUUGGAAUCUAUCAUGCUUCGGAACCUGUUUUGCUAGACUUUGCAAGAUUUUUAACAGGCUAUGCUGCAGGAACUAUUUCGUAUGUGGUGCCUAUGUUUAUCGGUGAGAUAAGUCCGGUUAGCAUUCGAGGAGGACUAGCAGCAUCAAAUCAGUUUACUAACUACCUACUUAUAUGCUUCGCAGCUCUUUAUUGUUAUCGGCUUGUCCGCCUCCUAUGUAGUAGGUGUAUUUGUAACAUGGAGGACACUUGCUAUAACUGGUACAAUCAAAUAUUCUUGGCUGAUGCACUGAUAGCAAGAGUUAUCCCAUGUGUGGUUCUGCUUGUGGGGCUCUUUUUCAUUCCAGAGUCCCCGAGAUGGCUGGCAAUGGUUGGCCAAGAGGAAGAGUCUGAAGCUGCAUUAAGAAAGCUUCGAGGACCAGAUGCUGACAUUUCUCAUGAAAUGGCUCAAAUACGAGAGUACUUAGAGACUCUUGGAACACUCCCAAAAGUUUCAAUAAUAAACAUGUUCGACAAAAGUAAUAUCCGUCCAGUUAUUGUCGCGGUUGGAUUGAUGGCGUUUCAACAGUUUGUGGGAAUCAAUGGAAUAGUGUUCUAUGCUAACAAAAUUUUUGUAUCAGCAGGUUUCAACCCCAAUAUCGGAAGUAUUACCUAUUCUUGUCUACAGGUGGUUGUAACCGCGUUUGGUGCAAGCAUAAUUGAUAGUGCAGGAAGAAGACCAGUUUUAUUGGCAUCUGCAUCUGGGAUGCUCGUUGGCAGUCUAAUAAUUGCGACGUCCUUCCUAUUUAAGACUCAUCAAUUGGCAACUGAUUUGGUUCCGAUUGCAGCAGUCAUCGGUGUUAUGGUUUAUAUAGGCUCCUUUUCAGUUGGAAUGGGUGCAGGACCCUGGCUUAUUAUGAGUGAGGUGUUCCCUCUGCACGUGAAGGGAAUGGGCGGAGGCAUGGUAACAUUGAUGAACUGGUUUGGUGCUUGGGCUGUUUCUUUCUCCUUCAACUUUCUCAUGCUAUGGAGCUCAUAUGGUACAUUUUACAUUGAUGCCUUUGUUUGUGCACUCGCUAUCCUUUUCAUCUACAAUUGGUGGUCCCUGGAACAGAAGGCCAUAUCCUUUCUUCCAUGUGAAAUGACCCUCUUGUACAUGGGUUCUUGUGUUGGUGGAAUACUCUGCAGAACUAUUGUGUUCCAAAACCAAAGCAGUACAACUACCUAUAUGGAAAACAAGGAAGUAAGGAAAGCUCUGCUUGAAGGGGAUGAAGAAACAGCUAAUGGAAAUGGAGUUGAUGAUGGCAAUGAGAUCAGCUCAGUCACGCUCUCUCUUGUGUUCAGUACCUUGGUUGCUAUCUCUGGCUCCUUUGGUUUUGGGACUGCUCUGGGAUAUUCAUCUCCUGCUGAGUCUGGAAUCAUGAAUGACCUGGGCCUCUCGACUGCAGAGUAUUCUGUUUUCAGUUCCAUACUGACAAUAGGGGGAAUAUUAGGUGCAGCAUUAAGUGGGCGAAUAGCAGAUUUCUUUGGUCGGAAAGGCGCGAUGUGGUUUUCAGAAAUUUUCUGCCUCAUGGGAUGGCUUGCAAUAUUAUUUUCUGAGGAUGCUGUGUGGCUAGACAUUGGAAGACUGGUAUUGGGAUAUGGAAUUGGGCUACUUUCUUAUGUGGUACCUGUUUAUAUUGUAGAAAUAUCACCCAAGAAUCGAAGGGGAGAAUUUACAGGACUUAGUCAGUUAAUGGUAGGCUGUGGCCAGUCACUCUUCUUCUUCAUCGGUUUAUUUGUCAACUGGCGCACCUUGGCGUUAAUUGGAACUUUACCCUGUAUGGCACAGCUUCUAGGUCUAUUCUUCAUUCCAGAGUCUCCGAGAUGGUUGGCAAAGAUUGGCCGUGAGGAAUACAAAGCUGUUUUACAGCGUUUUAGGGGAGAGAAUACUGAUAUUUCUCAAGAAGCAGCUGAAAUUAAAGAUUACACAGAAACACUCCAAAGAUUAUCAAAAGCUGCAUUUAUAGACUUAUUUCAAAGGAAAUAUGCAUAUUCAGUCAUUGUAGGAGUUGGGCUAAUGGUGUUUCAACAAUUUGGUGGGCUGAAUGGAUUUGCGUUCUAUGCAACCGAAAUUUUAGAAUUGGCUGAUUUUAAUAACGAGAUUGGGAAGAUGGCAGUGGCUGUUGUCCAGAUUCCAACUUUUAUUCUGGGUGUCCUUUUAAUGGAUAGAUCGGGAAGAAGACCACUUCUGAUGGCUUCUGCAGCUGGAACAUGCUUGGGUUGCCUCCUUACCGGAUUGGCAUUCUUAUUCCAGGACCUUCAACAGUGGGAGGAGGUCACUCCCAUUUUGGCAUUUAGUGGUGUAAUGGUGUAUCUAGCAUCUUUUGCAUUAGGCAUGGCAGGUAUACCAUGGAUUAUAACAUCAGAGAUAUAUCCUAUUACCAUUAAAGGUUCAGCUGGAAGUCUUGUGACUUUGGUCUCCUGGUUUGGUUCUUGGCUUAUUGCUUACACUUUCAAUUUCUUAUAUGGAUGGAGUUCAGCAGGCACAUUUUUUGUAUAUUCAUCCAUUUGUGGGUGUGCUGUUCUAUUCAUUGCAAAAUUGGUGCCAGAAACCAAGGGGCGGACACUAGAAGAAAUACAAGAAUCAAUUACCCAUACUUUUUCACUAAGAGGAAUCUAGCAUAGCAUCUGUGAGUUUUACAACAAAUAUCAAA